This is a messenger RNA of Adineta ricciae, 477 nucleotides long. The record is from the annotation of a GenBank genome assembly. Lineage: Eukaryota; Metazoa; Rotifera; Eurotatoria; Adinetida; Adinetidae.
AUGAAACUUGAAAUUUGCAACUACAGCGGAUAUAAAAUAUAUCCCGGACACGGUAAACGUGUUGUUAAGAUAGAUGGCAAAGUCCAUAUCUAUUUGAAUUCUAAAUGCCAGCGAUCGGCUGAUAUGCGACGAAAUCCUCGUCGCGUGACGUGGACUGUUUUAUACCGUCGUAAACAUAAGAAAGGCGCAGCAGAACAAGAAAUCAAGAAACGUACACGCCGUACUGUCAAAUUUCAACGAGCUAUCACCGGCGCAACAUGGAAUGACAUUCUUGCUAAACGUAAUCAACAACCUGAAUUCCGUAAAGCUCAACGACAAGAUGCCAUCAAUGCGGCUAAAUUAGCAAAAAAAGCCAAAACACAACAGAAAAAAGCUGCUCAAACUGCUGGUGUUAAAGCUAAUAAACCAGUGAAGAAGCCUGAAAAGAUCCAAAAGAAUAUCCCCAAGGCUGGUCCGAAAAAAGGCACUCAACGCUAA